This is a messenger RNA of Echinostoma caproni, 948 nucleotides long. Lineage: Eukaryota; Metazoa; Platyhelminthes; Trematoda; Plagiorchiida; Echinostomatidae. The record is from the annotation of a GenBank genome assembly.
AUGACUAUUGAAGGAGAGAGUUUAUAUGUCGUUUUGAUUUUACCGUUUCUAGCUGCAGGUUUUCUCAAACUUAACGGAAACAUUAACAUAAGAACAAUUUGUCUUGUCGUUAUAAUUGCUUGUUUAUGUGUGUUUAUACCAGGUGCACCAUGUUUGAUUCUCGAGUACGCUCCUCACGGAAACCUUAGAGAUUAUUUGCGAGCGCAUAAACUGGUAUUUGAGCGCUCCGAUUCCACAUUGGCUCUGUUGCUCAAUUACGGUCUUCAGGUGGCCGAAGGAAUGACUUACUUGGCGUCGCGUUCGAUCAUUCAUCGUGAUUUGGCAGCAAGAAACAUUCUAGUAGGCACGAACUACGUGCUGAAAAUAUCGGACUUUGGUCUGACGCGAAAUGUGGAAUACUACUACCGCAAAGUGACAAAUGUAAUGGUAUGUCACAUUGCGAUUAUUCCCCCCUUCCCUUUUUUUGCAUGUGUUUCCUUGCACAGAUGGUCAUUCGGUGUUUUGCUCUGGGAGAUUUUCACGUUUGGCUCAACUCCGUUCCCUGCUGUCGAUCCGGCCGCAGUACCUGCACUCAUUCGAUCCGGAGGACGUAAUCCGAGGCCUAAAUUCGCGCCGGACUUUGUGUACGCCCUGAUGCGCGCCUGUUGGGAGUGGGACGCGAAACGACGACCCACAUUUUCCGAUUUACAUCAGCAGUUGAUUGCCUUCGAGAACAGGGUUCGAGCCAAGUGUGACGACGGAUCGAUGGAAUCCAAUCUGGCCACACCGACAUCCUCGUUGUCCACGUUUUGGGAUACCCAAAAAUUUGGUGAAUCAUCAAGUGCUCCGAUCGGAUCCGGUGUUGUGACGGAACAGCUUGGUGGUACAUACAGUGUGUUGGACUCGGGUGAAACUGAGCCGGACGAUUCGGCAUUGACACAGUAUCUGGAAAUCAAAAGAGCUCUAUGA